Pelodiscus sinensis (Chinese soft-shelled turtle) is the source of this 1886-nucleotide messenger RNA. NCBI's taxonomy places the organism in Eukaryota, Metazoa, Chordata, Testudines, Trionychidae. The record is from RefSeq and is a predicted model, not a curated record.
UUUCUGGAAAAGGGUGCCAAUGUAGACACAGCCCACCUGUCUUGGGAAGUAGUUACAAACUGUGCCUUAAUUCCCUUUUGAGCUUGGCUUCCUGCACCAUCCAACCCUUAGAUUUGUUUCAUCUUCAUUUUGGAGGGCAAAGGGAGCUAGACUAAUUUGUCAUCCGAUUACCCCUGUUCCUUUUGCGCCUGUCUGGAUUCUCCUUUUCCCGGCAGGCGACAGGACUGGGAGCGGUCACACGGCAAGAGAAUCUUCAAAGGCUGGCUGGAGAAGACCGGCCUGAGAUGUCUCCAAAACGAUCCAAAGGAAACGUGUCUCAGAAUCCGGAGCAGGGGAAGCCCCUUAAGAGUCAGGGCAGGCCAGAAGCCCAGCAGCCAGUCCCUUUGGAGGAGAGAGAAGGUAAAUAUGCCCACCGUGGGAGAGGCGUGAGGAAACGCAAAGACACCAUCGUCCGCCAGAGAACGUACGCCGGGGAGAGGCCCAACAUCUGCAUCGAGUGUGGGAAAAGCUUCAAGCAGAGCUCAGACCUGAGGCGAAUCCACACAGGAGAGAAGCCCUAUAAAUGCAUCGAUUGCGGGAAAAGCUUCAGCAUCAAUUCAAACCUCCUCCGGCACCAGAGGAGCCACACAGAGGAGACACCCCACCAGUGCUCUGACUGUGGGAAAAGCUUCACGGACAAGUCCACUCAGACCCAGCACCAGUGUGUCCAGACGGACGAAAGGCCCUACAAGUGCAUCGACUGCGGGAAAAGUUUCAGCCGUAGCUCCCGCCACAAGAAGCGCCUGAAAAGCCCCGCCGGGAAAAAGCAGGACACAUGCCCCCUAGAGGACAGAGCUGCUGCCGGGAAAGUCAAAAAACCCAAAGCAUCGAAGAAGAGAACUUCAGCCAUCGAGAUCCCCAACACGUGUGCCGAGUGCUGGCAGAGCUUCAGCCAGAACUCGGACCUGGUCAAACACAUGCGGAUCCACACGGGCGAGAAACCCUACGAGUGUCCCGACUGCGGGAAAAGAUUCAACGUCAGCUCCAACCUGAUCAGACACCAGAGGAUCCACACGGGGGAGAAACCCUACACGUGCUCUGACUGCGGGAAAAGCUUCACUGACAAAUCCACCCUCACCCAGCACCACCGGAUCCACACGGGCGAGAAGCCGUACGAGUGCAUUUACUGCGGGAAAAGCUUCAGCCGCAGCUCCCACCACAAGAGGCACCAGAGAACCCACACAGGGGAGAACCCCGUGUCCUUCCUGCCUUUAUGGCCCUACCCCACUCAAGCAUGCUAAGGGUCAGGGGAGGGGAGAAGAGGCCAUUCUGUGGCAGGGGGAGGUGGCUGGCAAAGAUGGGGGCUGUGUGCUUGUAGGCUCUGCGUUUUCGGGGUUAGUGGGGUGGUGAGCAGUGGGAGGUUGUGGCAGGGGUUGUUGGGGGAAGGGGUAGGUUCUUGGGAGAGCUGGUUGUUUUAGUGGUUGGGACUUUGGGAUGAUGAGCAAGGAGAACAGGCCGGCGGCUGGGGGUGGUGAGUAGCUGGUAGGACACAAGGGGCGUGUGUGUGUGUGUGUGUGUUGUUACGUUUUUACUCUUGGCCUGUGUAGGACAGGUUGUAGGUUUCCUUCCGUUUCCAUUAGGAUGAGUGCCUGUGCCCCAGAGUGCACCACUGGGACUAACACAGACUGGGCUCACGAGGGAACGUCUUGGCAGGGAGGCCUGGGUGCCGAGCAGGGUGCUAGAGGUGGCCCUGCCAGGGCAGGAGCAAGGCACAGCUUUGUCACCGUGCAUACCGAGGGCCUCUCGCCUGCCGGCGGCAGCACAUUCAGCGGUUCAUCAGGCUCCCGCUCUGGUUGUAUAGGAGUCUCGUUUCGACCUGACUGUGUCAGCAGCCCCGCUCCGUUACG